This is a messenger RNA of Cydia splendana, 1787 nucleotides long. RefSeq names its product basement membrane-specific heparan sulfate proteoglycan core protein-like. The transcript is spliced from 11 exons. Gene Ontology annotation, biological process: synapse organization; homophilic cell-cell adhesion. Bases 666 to 1787 code for a protein of 373 amino acids. Gene Ontology annotation, cellular component: axon; neuronal cell body; plasma membrane. NCBI's taxonomy places the organism in Eukaryota, Metazoa, Arthropoda, Insecta, Lepidoptera, Tortricidae. Gene Ontology annotation, molecular function: axon guidance receptor activity. The record is from RefSeq and is a predicted model, not a curated record.
AGGUAGCGAAGCUGUACCGUUACCGUAUCGUCCAGAACAGCUCCCUAAGCCACUUGAUGUGCCUGUCGCCGAAGGCCAAGAUAUUACAAUAAGUUGUGACUUCAAAACUGGCGACGACGAACAGAUAGUCUCAUGGAGCAGACUCGACCAACGCCCAUUGCCACAAAAUGUUCAACUCAACGACAGAGAGCUGAUCUUCCAGAGAGCCACCACAGAAAACGCAGCCGAGUACCUCUGCAAAGUGACAGGUGGUGGUUUCUUGCUGCGUCAGCUAUACCUCAGACUGACGGUACUGGCAUUGCCUCGUGUCGUCAUCCGUCCGGAGAGACCCACAGUCACGCGCGGGGACGAGUUGACAUUGGAGUGUGUCGCGGAAGGCAACGCUCAGGUGUCUUGGGAGCGUGUAGACGGAGCUUUCUCUAGGUAAGACUUAGAUUAAACAAGUAACCACCAUAAACGCUGGCGAGUAUCUCUGCAAAGUGACAGGCGGUGGUUUCUUGCUGCGUCAGCUAUACCUCAGACUGACGGUACUGGCAUUGCCUCGUGUCGUCAUCCGUCCGGAGAGACCCACAGUGACGCGCGGGGAGGAGUUGACAGUGGAGUGUGUGGUGGCAGAUAACGCUCAGGGGUCUUGGGAGCGCGUUGACGGAGCUUUCUCUAGUCGCAUGGAGAAUCGAGGCGAACAGCUGGUCUUCCGGAACAUAGAAGUAGAAGAUGGUGGAUCUUACAGAUGCAUUGCACGUAACAACGCGGGGGAGACUGCCCAUACUACGCAAAUUGUCGUCAAUGAUAUACCGCCACCACAACCACAAAUACAACCGCCACAAGUCAGCCCUAGAGUCACAGUCAACGUGCGGCAACUGAAGAUAGCAAGAGGGGAAAAUAGGACUGUGGACUGCGCUCCUGAGGGGUCCCCGCUACCGAGGGUCCAGUGGACCAAGGGAGAAGGCGAGUUCGGCAAUGGCGUUAGACAAGACGGAACCAAACUAACAAUAACCAACGCGCAAGACGGUGACGCAGGAGACUAUGUUUGCACCGGCAUCGUGCAAGCGACACCGGUGUGGACGGAUUACCUUCAAGUUGUGGUAGAAGAUGUACCACCACCACAACCGGAACAACCGCAAGCCAGCCCUAGAGUAACAGUCAACGUACGCCAACUCAAGAUACCACGAGGGGAAAGUAGGACUGUGGACUGCACUCCCGAGGGAUCUCCUUUACCGAGAGUUCAGUGGAACAAGGGAGAAGACGAGUUCAGCAACGGUGUCAGACAGGACGGAAACGCCCUAACAAUAACUAACGCCCAAGACGGUGACGCAGGGGACUACGUGUGCACCGGCAUUGUGCAAGCUACGCCGGUCUGGACGGAUUACCUGCAAGUUGUUAUAGAAGACGUGGAACCGGUUGCCGAACCAAGACCAUCAGACCAAAAUCCCCCAAAAGUGAAAGUCAGCGAGUCACAAGUGAAAAUGACACAGGGAGAGAGCAAAACUAUCGAAUGUAAUCCCGAGGGUUAUCCGCUGCCUACCGUUCAGUGGACCAAGGAGGAAGGCCAAUUCACCAGCGGCACUAGACAGGAGGGCAAUUCGCUGGUCAUAUCUGAUGCUAAAGGAGAAGACACGGGGUAUUACAUAUGCAGUGGCGUCGUGGAUGGAACUUCUGUGUACACUGAUUACCUUACUGUUGAAGUUGAAAGCAAAAAAAUAGCUAUGAGAAACGAUGUCAACCGAACGGUGUCUAGAAUCAAAGAGAAACGGAUAACAUAUCUGUUAAGCGAAGAUGACAGCUAA